This is a messenger RNA of Stylonychia lemnae, 897 nucleotides long. Lineage: Eukaryota; Ciliophora; Spirotrichea; Sporadotrichida; Oxytrichidae. The record is from the annotation of a GenBank genome assembly.
AUGAACGAAGAAAUUGAUCCAAUUACAAAUCAAGCAAAGUAAACUUAAAGCAGCUUUUAGGAAGUAUAUUAAUCUAAUAAUACUAAUCAUAUGAAUGAAAUCUUAAAUUACUUCUGGGACAAAGUAAAUGCUAAAUUUGACCAACUUAUAAAGGCUUUUAAAUUCUUCGAUGUCCAGAAUAGAGGGUAUUUGACUUUCAAUGAUUUCAAGUUUAGCAUUGAGAAACUUUCAAUUAUCUUGUAGCCUCAGGAUGUAUUUGACCUUUUCACUUAUAUUGAUAAAGUAUUUUUUUAAUUUAAUCGUAUGCAGAGCGGGGAUGGAUUGAUUAGUUUCAAUGAAUUUUGCCUCUUAAGUGAAGAUUUCAAGCCUAUUCAGCUUAAAUUAAGCAAGGACUUUGAAACUAAAGGAAGAAGAUAGGCUAAUAAGUAACAUUUUAUGUCUGAGGCUCACAGCUAAUACUCUAAAGAAGCAAUUACAUAAACUAGAGAAUUUAGAAGCAAAUCCUAAUUAGAUCAUUCAUCUAAUUUUAGUGUAAUUGAAGAAAAUAAAAUAAAAAAUCAAGUCCCUGAUUUCGAGAAAAUCAUAGGACAUCAGUAUCUUACUGUUGAAAGAAAGCCCUAGAUAAAGCUAGAAAAGGUGGAUAUUUUUCGUAAUUAUAGGCAAACUAAUACAAGUUCUUUGAAAUUAGAAUCUAUUAAAUUAAAGCGGUUCACUGAAAUGUUUGCUGAUUAAGGUGGCAAUACUUCGAGAUCAUAGAAUAAAAAGUAUAAUCGAUCAAGAUAAGCUAGAGAUUAUGCUUUGCUAAGGAGAAAUUUAUUUUAAGUAGAUAAUGAUGAUUAAUAGGUGAAAAUUAAUAAUAGCUAGAUCCUGCCUGAGGUUAAGAAAUCUAAGUUAUGA